AUGUCAUCAACCCCGCCCAACCAUCCCCGAAACAUUCUACAACAACCCCCAGGAUAUCCCCAAUACUACUUCUUCUACGGAACGCUCACAACACCCCAAACACUCCAAAGAAUCCUAGAUCACACCGAAGAACCCACCCUCCGCAAAGCCCAAAUAACCGGCUUCACAGUAGCCAAAUGGGGCGAUUACCCCACCCUGAUCAACAGAGAACAAAAUGAUGAACAGGAGCAGGAGCAGGUAAUUUCCGGAUAUGCGUAUCUGGUACAGUCGGAUGAGGAGGCGCAGAAGCUUGCUAGUUAUGAGACCAAGGCGUAUAUGGUUACUUCCUGUUGGAUUUGUUUCGUGGAUGGUGAAGAACCGGGGGAAGUACGAGGGAGAACUUUUAUGUAUGCUGGGGAUGCGAAGGCUUUGCUGGAGCAACGAUUUGAUCGGAAGCUUUGGGCUUUGCAGAUGGGUGGGAAGUUGGGAUGA
Messenger RNA from Aspergillus wentii DTO 134E9, 471 nucleotides. Its product is annotated as gamma-glutamylcyclotransferase family protein. NCBI's taxonomy places the organism in Eukaryota, Fungi, Ascomycota, Eurotiomycetes, Eurotiales, Aspergillaceae. The transcript has a single exon. The record is from RefSeq and is a predicted model, not a curated record. Bases 1 to 471 code for a protein of 156 amino acids.